Molecule: messenger RNA, 495 nt
Organism: Naegleria gruberi
Lineage: Eukaryota; Heterolobosea; Eutetramitea; Acrasida; Naegleriidae
Exons: 1
Coding region: 1-495 (164 amino acids)
Source: RefSeq, a predicted model, not a curated record
AUGAGCUGUUGUUGUUGGGAAUGCACUAGUGAAUGUUUUAAUAUUGCAAAGGGAUCAUUUUCGAAUAGUUCAAUAAUAGACGAAACUAAACAAUCUGAAACUGUAAUUCUUGAUGAAAAUUAUUUGGAUAAACUGAUUGAUCUGGAAUUGAGGAAUGUUCCAUCUUCAUUGGGAUUGGUGUGGAGUAAAUUAUCUUGCACAUCAAAUCCUAAUGAAUUUCUCUUCAAAACUAAUCCAAACACAGUUUCGUCGUCUUCUCAAAAGUGUUAUCAUUUCUCUAGCAGUGAAGCUUCUAGUCAUACAAUAUCUAAUACCUGUCAACCAGUUUCGAAUAUCCAUCAAGCAGAAAGCGCAACUAAACUGUCAAAGAAAAAGAAACCAAAAAAGGAUAACAACAAGCCAAACUAUAGAGUUAGGUUUUCGUAUAACAAAUUCGAAGAAAUUGAAUUUAGAAAAUCAAAUCCUAAAAAAAAGUUUAUCAUUUUCAAAGAAUAA